AGUUCGAUAUUCUUAUUGCUUUAUUUUAUUAGGAAUAGCAAACCAUUUAUCCGUAUUUUUUGAAUUAGCGACCUAAUCCUGCGUUGGCCAAAGCUCAAGCAACCGGAAAAGCACGGGAUCGCCGACGGCCAAGGACGUAAAUCACGGGAAAGUCGGGAUGUGGCCGCAAACGCUGGAAUUGUCGCGGGACGAGUGCCGAGGCAUGCUGCGUCGACUGGAACUCGAGUCCUAUUCGCAUGUAGUGAGCGUUUUUCGCGCCCAAGGAGCCCUCAGUGAAACGAAGGCGAAACUGCUGGAGGAGCUGCGCCAGCAGUUCCACAUUAACCAGGAACGCCACAGGGCGGAAGUGCGGAGGGCGGCCAACGACGAGCAGCUCUGCACCAUAGCGGAAAAUGUUUGUGGGCCCAACACCUGGCAGGAGUGGUCGCGCGAGGGACGACGCCUCUAUCCUCUUCUUCCCAGGAUUAGUCCACAAACUGCGCUGAGCAUCGUUGCCAAUGACCUGGCAGCCAAAGCCUGCGAGGAAAACGCCAAAUUGGCUGCUCCGGCCGAAACGGCGGUCUAUUUUGGAGAAGCCCUCGUGGAGCAGGCCUCGCUGAUGAGCCUGAAAUAUCCGCGUGGUGCCAGGACCCAGGACACCGCCAUGGUGAUCAUGUCGGAGCCGUUCAAAGUUCCCGAUCUGCCCAACGAGGUGAAGAAAAUGACGCAGAAGCGCAAGGAGAACGAUAGCGGAAUGGACGGCAAGCCGAACAAGAAGCGGCACAUGCAGCAACCACAUCCGCAGCAGCCGCAUCUGCCGGCUUCGCAGCAGCAGCAGUCACAGCAGCUGAAUCCACUCUCGAAUCCCGGCAUGGAGGAGGCAGAUCCCGUGCUGCCAGAGAAGCGGCUGACUGCUCGGACCCUACAGCAGCGCUACUUCUACCAGCAGCAGAUGAAGCACAAGCAGCGACUGACCAGCAAACGGAAUCUUGCCAACAGACUGGGUUCACCCUCCGCGCAGUCGGGCAGUCCCUUGGGCGGCAGGAACAUGCCCAGCUCCGGUAUAGACACUUCGACAGCUAAGCGAAGUGCCGCACCUGCCAAGAGCGGCAGACGAGCGCAGAAGCAACUGCAACAGCAGCAGCAACAGAAGUUGCAGCAACACCAGCAACAGAAAGUAUUAAUGCAGUCGCAGGAGACGGUGCCCAAUCACAUGGUGGUGCAGCCGCACGUGGAGUAUGUGCUGGAUGAGGCGCUCAAGACGCUGGCAGCAUCCAAUCCUCCCACGCCCGCGUCCACAGCCGCUCCUCCAUAUACCAUCCUAAAUGAGCCGAGGCCACUGGUCACGCUGAAGCCUCUGAAGACCAUAAAACCUAUGAUCUAUGGGCCACAAAGUGGUAUGCCCUCCGCCGAAAUUGGAUCCCCCACAACGCCAGGCUCUCGCGGAUUCACCAACUCUCCCAUAGUGUUUAAGGAGAAGUUGCAGGCGUCACCCGUGCAGGUGUCCACACCGGGUCAAGGCUCGCCCACCAAGAAGUUUGUGGCGGAGGAACGACAUGCGGAUGCGAUGUCCUCUGCGGUCACUACGCCCACUCCCAUUUCCACCGCGAAUCUUCCAUUGGCGCCGCAGAUAAUCAGUGUUCAGAAGAUCCCAGCUCCGUCGAUGGGCGGCAAGCUGAGAGCAGCCGUGGCCUCGCCCACCAGUUCCGCAAACUCCACGCUCCUGCCACCGGGCGCCAAGACAACGCCCAAGAAGUUCAACAUCCUUGAGGGCGAUGCCAAGCCCAAGACCUUGCCCAGUUCGGCGGUUCGCCUGCUUCCGUACACGGAACCCAUAGGCGGUCCCUUGUCGCCGCUUAAGGACUCCAGGGUCACUCCCUUAAGCAGCGCCUCCACCGUCAACAUCAUCAAGAAUAUACCAGCUAGUAGUUUAAACAACACAUUGAUCACUCCGCUGCCCUCAGCCGGCACCACCAUGCCGGCGAAUCUCUUCAGAGCGAAAGUAACGCCGCCAAUCAAAGGAGCCAGCGUUGCUGCAGGCGGCGCAGCCGUUAUUGGUGCCGCCGGAGCAACAGGAAUCGGUGGAGCAGGGGCUGGGCCUCAGAUACUAGGGAAUAUCAAACUAACCAGUAGCUCGGGCGGAGCAGCCACUAUUAAACAGGUACCCAGCAGUGCGCUGCGGAACAUAAAGAUUUGCUCGCCCAACGGGAAGCUAUUUCUGCAGCCGGGUAAGCUGCCAGCCGGAAGCAUUAUUCACAAGUUCAAUAACGCAAGCAGCACUGCGGUGUCUGCGGCGGGAGGAGUUGUGACCACCACCACCACCACUGUAUCGCCCACAAAGCAGCCGGCGAGGGAGCAGAGGAUCAGCAUACAAAAGAUACUCCAGCCGGCGACAGGAAGCGCCAGUAGCGGAAGCAGCAGUCCCACCACCACCACGACGACCAUAUCCGGCUUGACGGCCAGUGCCAAGCAGCCAGGUUUGGGCAGCAAGCCGACCACGCUGACCUUCGCCACUGCGGGCGGUGGUAAGAACAAUCUGGUCUUCCUGCCAGCGAGUGCGGCGAGUGGCAUGCGGACACUCACCCUGGCCACGAAGCCCAAGUCCAAUGUGCUGGUCAUCGGGGCGAGCACCACGCCAGCCAGUGCCGGGUCAUCUCCCAAUCCCUCAGGCGGCACCAAGCCCAAAGCCAACCAACUCAUCACGGAGGACACGCCCAUCGAUAUUAUAAACAUGCCCAUCAUUGUGGCAGACAACGGCACCGCUGCGGAGCUGAAUCAGGCGUCGGUGAAGAACUCGCCACUGGUCGUGUUCAAUGCCACCGACUGGGAGAUGGAGCUGGAUCAGGCAGCCACCAAGUCUGCCAGCACGACCUCGAAACAGGCUCUGGACGAUGUGAUCAUCGAGGAGGACGAGGACACCGAGGAGGAGGCAGGGGAGCGCAGUGAGCAGCCAUCUACCAUGGACCUGAACAAUAGCAUAAUUGAGCUGCACCCGGAGGAUGACAGCGCCAUCGAGUACGUCGACAUGGACCUGGAGCAGCCCAUCGAGAUUGAGAGCACCAGCAACAUAUCGCCAGAGACGGCCACCACCACGCUGAAGGCAGCCAUCGUCUCGACAUCCCCCCAGCAGCAGCAGCAAAAGAAGCAUCCGCCCCUGGAGCAUCCACUGGGCGCUGGAGCGGGAGCAGGAACAGGAAGCAGCACGGGAGCAGCUGUCCAAUCAGCAAUUAAGUUACCCUAAACGCUCCCCAUUUCGAGAUAUUCGAGUGAGAGAACGCACACACACAGCAGACCCGGUUUUAAUUAGAUUUAGUUGGUAGUUUAGCUUGAAUGUCGAAGGUUUUCCCACUAAUUUCUAAUUAUCGCAACCCGCAGCCUUGGAGAAAAGUGCAAGAUUAUCGUAAGCAGCUCUACAUGCCUGUUGGUUUAAUCGCUCGCAAUAGUUAAGUUGCCAAAUCACACAACCACCGCUGUUCUAAACAUAGUAUCGUUUAGUGAAAAGUAUACCCUGGAAUUCGUGUUAGUUUUAGUUUAGUUACGCGCCCAUUUCAUCCGCCUGCAAUCUUGGGAGCCCGGAGUCGAUCACCUCCCUCCUGUAAAUAGGGCAGCUGCCUCUGCGGACUACCUUAAUUUGUAUAGCUUGUAAAUAGAUUCCACACUUCGCCCCAAACCCCCUUUCCCCUUCACCACACCCUUUACCUAGCAUAAUUUCAUCCUAAUUUAGUUGCCUAGACUAGCGCAGAAUUAAGCAAAACAAACAAAAGAAUUCGAGCAGCACGCAGAGAGCGAGGAAAUUGUUUAAAUGUUCAACUUGAAAGAUUCUUAAUUGUAUGAGAUUAUAGACCCUAGUUGACCCAAUCCGAACCCGAACAUGUAAAUAUCUGAUGAAUUUCGAAAUGCAAGCCCCUGCUAUCGCACCCACAUAUAAAUAUACACUUGUAUAGAGACCUAGUUCGGCUAAGGACCACACAUGUUUAAUCUGGAAAGGAAGGAGACCCAUGCCACACACACACUCAUUACCGAUUUAUAGAUGUUAAGUAUUUUAUGCGUCGAUUUUGUAAAUCCAAAUCUUAAGAGGAACGUUGUAACUUUCGACCAAGGUCCAAAAACAAAACACGGAAAAGGAAGAAGCAUCUAAACAGGGAAUCCCCCUCUACGAGAAGUGAAAAGUGUAAUACAAAAUAUUGUUGAACGAUGCGUGUCGCUGUAAAAUUUUUAGCAUAGAACUUUUAAACGAAAUAAAUUUAAAUGUAACAAAA
Molecule: messenger RNA, 4238 nt
Organism: Drosophila mauritiana
Lineage: Eukaryota; Metazoa; Arthropoda; Insecta; Diptera; Drosophilidae
Product: BRCA2-interacting transcriptional repressor EMSY
Exons: 5
Coding region: 158-3220 (1020 amino acids)
Biological process (GO): regulation of DNA-templated transcription
Cellular component (GO): nucleoplasm
Source: RefSeq, a predicted model, not a curated record